Phytophthora infestans T30-4 is the source of this 1506-nucleotide messenger RNA. Its product is annotated as Glycoside-Pentoside-Hexuronide (GPH):Cation Symporter Family. The transcript has a single exon. The record is from RefSeq and is a predicted model, not a curated record. Bases 1 to 1506 code for a protein of 501 amino acids. Gene Ontology annotation, cellular component: membrane. Gene Ontology annotation, molecular function: sucrose:proton symporter activity. NCBI's taxonomy places the organism in Eukaryota, Oomycota, Peronosporomycetes, Peronosporales, Peronosporaceae.
AUGUCUGUUCAUCUUGAGGUUACCACCCCAACGUACAACCCGGCCGAGUCACCACCUCACCUGCAAUCGACGGCAUUGGGUCUACCUGAGCAAGCUCCAAGGCUCUCGACGUUCUCGCAUCUCGAUCUCGACGACUCUGGUCAGAGUGAACACACUGUCGGGUGUUCCGUGGGGAUGCUCGUCCUGCUCUCCUUGCCUCGGAUGGCCACCAACAUGGCUUGGUCGGCGCAAUGGGCGGCUCUGGGUCCGUAUCUCGGCACAAUGCUGCCACGGUUUGCGGUGCAGCUCACUCAGCUGAUCGGUCCGCUCUCCGGGAUCCUCGUCGCGCCGACAAUUGGUGUGCUGAGUGAUCGCAGCUUAUGCAAGUGGGGACGUCGUCGCCCGUUCUUGGUCUACGGAGCAGUGACGAGUGCAGCGUGCUGGGUGUUGAUGGGAUACACACGCGAGUUGGGGGAGCUACUAGGCGACUCGGGCGACCAUCGUCCAUGGACUGCGUGGCUCACUAUCCUGUUCUACACGUGGAUGGACAUCACGGUGAAUGUGGUGCAGACGCCAGCCUUCCUCAUCAUCAGCGACUUCGCAGGCGACCGACAGACACUAGGAGCCAGCAUCGGACAGGCCAGCUCGACUCUCGGCUCCAUUUGGGUGGCAGGCUACAUCUACAUCUUCGGUGCUGCUCACUUGACGCUGCGUUGGUUCCUCGGGAUGCUCUCAGUUACCAUGCUGGCUUCUGUGGGUGCUGUGUGUGUGUUCGCCAAGGAGGAAGUGCCAGUCUCCAAAGACGUAGGACUGGGCUCUGAUGAAGAAGCUCCAAGCGCGAUGAAGCGGAUCGGAGAAGCCUUCUCCUCUAUUUUCCACGGCUUGAAGACGCUCCCUCGCACGCUGGCGGUUUACUGUCUUGUGUUUUUCUGUAUCCAGUUUGGCUUCACGGCCUACAAUGGCAGCAAGGGCCAGUUCUUCGGUAUCGAGGUGUUCGGGGGCAACGCUACGGACGCGGACGUCUGUGGCCCUAGUGAGUGCUCGGAGGACCAAGAACGCUACAACGACGGCGUGCAGAUUGCUGGAGGUCUCGCAGACUUGCUCUUCAAUGUGUUUGGAUACUUGUACUCGUGGGUGCUUCCGCUUCUGGUCUAUCGUCUGGGCGCGCGCUGGGUCAUCACUGUCGCGUGUAUUCCACAGUCGCUGCUGAUGGUCAUGGCGUUCACCAAAGUUGUCGCAGUGGACGUGACGAUCGUCGUGCUGACUGCCAUCACACAGGCCACGAUCUUCGCACUCAUUGUGCCUCUCAUUGUGCAUGUCUUCGGCACCUCGACGCAAGUUGGAAUGUACGUCGGCGCUGUCAACUCAGCCAAUUGUGUGGGUCAGUUGGUCAACUUCUUGGUUGGCGCUGCACUAGUGGAGACGUCGCUCGGAUACGCCUUGCCGGUGUUUGUGGGAGGCGCAUUCUCGCUCCUGGGCGCGCUGAUUAGCUUCGGAUUGCUACGCAUCGACAUGCACUCCAUGUAG